UCACGUUGCACAAAUGUGUCGAGCGCUCUGGAGUGGUUGACGGCAGCUACGUGACUGGGACAUACUUUGUUCAAAAUAGUUAUUAUAUGGUCCGGCGAUCGAUUUGAUAGGAUUUAGACUUUCGGAUAUUGAAGCUUAGACACACGUGGAGUCGAAAAGUCUUCAAGGCAGAUCCUUACAUCCAACAUUAAACCCUGAUUGAGCAAACACCUAUUAGUUGUCACCACAUGGAACCCAUUCCCCUACUGACCACUGUAAUUGGACAAAUUACUAUUGAUGUGUGACCAAAGUGCGGAGAUGCCUGGAGGUGACAGCGGCCCAGAUGGGGAGGAGCCCGCGUUUCCGUCAGCAACAGGAGAAGAUGGAGGGGAAGAGAGGAUGGCGUCCGGGCAGCAAGACGGAGGGGUGCAGUCAGAGCACCUGGUGGGGGGGGAGAGCAGAGCUUCAGGUGGGGAAGUCGGGCAGGAAGAUGAGGAGAUGACUAGCGGAUCACAUGACCUCUCUUCCUCAGCCAAUCACAGCCCUGGUAGCGCCAUAGGAUCCACCUCAGCUUCAACAAAGAGUAGUGAGAACACAGAUGGUGACCGAGGGCAGGCCCACCGAGAGGUGAUGAUCACAGUGGCUGAGAUGAAGAAGAGGCUUCCAUCUGACAAACGCAGUCGCAGCAAAGCCAGCACGUUGGAGGCCUUACAUUAUGCACUCAACUGUGUCAAACAAGUGCAAGCCAACAGCGAAUACUACAAACUGCUCAUGCGAAAUGGCCAGGACGAGAGGAGAGAUGCCAGUGUUUGCACCCUGGAAGAGUUGGACAGAGUCACCUCUGAACACACCCUUAAAAACACGGACUCCUUCGUGGUGGUUUUCUCGCUGUCGAGUGGCCGUGUGCUGUACGCGUCGGAGCAGGCUCCCAGCAUCCUUUGCUGCAAGAGGAAGUUCCUGGAGUCGGCCAAGUUUGUGGAGCUGCUCUUCCACCAAGAUGUUAAUGUCUUCUACUCGCACACGGCUCAGCCCCAUCUGCCACCUUGGAGCAACUCACACACAGUGGGGGUUCUGUUUGACUGUGCCCAGGUCAAGUCUUUCUUCUGCAGAAUCAGGGGUGGAAAGGACCGUGAGGGCGAGAUGCGUUACAACCCGUUUCGGAUAACACCCUACCUGCUGAAGGUGCAGGGAAAAAGAAGCAGUGGGGAGGAAGAGGAGCCAUGCUGCCUUGCACUAGCUGAGCGCAUCAUCUCUGGAUAUGAAGCUCCUCGCAUCCCCUUGGACAAGCGCAUCUUCACCACCACACACUCCCCUGGCUGUGUGUUCCUGGAAGUGGAUGACAGGGCUGUGCCGUUGCUAGGAUACCUUCCUCAGGAUCUGAUUGGCACGUCGUUGUUGACUUGUAUCCACCCAGACGACCGCCUUCUCAUGCUGUCUAUGCACCGAAAAGUGUUGAAGUAUGCGGGCCAGUCUCCGUUUGAGCACUCCCCGGUGCGUCUGCGCUGUCAGAAUGGAGACCACAUCACCUUGGACACCAGCUGGUCGAGCUUCAUCAACCCCUGGAGCCGCAAGGUGGCCUUCAUCAUUGGACGGCAUAAAGUCAGGACGAGUCCACUGAAUGAGGAUGUUUUUGCUGCUCGAACUAAGGAUGAUAUUCCAGUCACUCACGAGGAAAUAAAAGAUCUGCAAGCAAAGAUCUACAAGCUUUUCCUGCAGCCGGUCCAUAACAAUGGUUCCAGUGGUUAUGGCAGUUUGGGAAGUAACGGCUCUCAUGAGCACUACAUCAGCGUAGCCUCUUCAAGCGACAGCAAUGGUAACCUGUGGGAGGACUCACACCGAGAACCGAUGACUCUGCAGCAGAUCUGUGCUGAUGUGAACAGAGUCAAGAGUUGGGGCCAGCAGGCUUAUCUGGGUUCCAGCCACAAAAUUGCUCUUCUUGGCAAACCUGCCACAGCACGUAUGCCCCCGGCAGCCUCCAACCCUGAGGUCAGAGAUCAUGAAGAAAGCAGGAAGCAAACACACAUUCCCUCCUAUCAGCAGAUCAACUGUGUGGACAACAUCAUCAGGUUUUUGGAGAGUUGUACAGGUCCAGCCCUUAAGAGGAAAAGUGACUCUCAUUCCCUGGCCACCUCUUCUUCUUCAUCCUCUACCUCAGAAGACGACAAGCCUGCUGGAGCCACUGACACGGCUCAGGCUACCUCAGAUGUGGUUUUGGACAGUGGGGUGUCAGUGGCCCCUACAGCAGCAGCAGUUGUUGGAGCGCCUCUGACGGACAUCACAAUGUCUACGAAGGCCAUGAGUGUAGUCUCUGUCACCAGCCAGUGUUCGUACAGCAGCACCAUCGUCCAUGUGCCACAGCCUGAAUCAGAGGCCACGGCACUAGAGGACGCCCCUAUGGGCAGUGAGCCUGCUGACGCUGCUCCGACCCCUGUCCGUCCUGCACCGAGCCCCGCCGCAGAGGAACGAAGGGUUAUAGGUCUCACCAAGGAGGUGCUGUCAGCUCACACCCAAAAGGAGGAGCAAGAGUAUGUGGAUCGAUUCCGCCAUCGCAUCCUCCAGAGCCCCUACAGCUCCUACCUGCAACUGGACAACAGCUCUAUGGCUCACUCCCACCACCCAGGCGACUACCUACGUCCACUGAGUGCUGGCGGGUUGAACCGCUCUCGGAGAGGGAAGCCCAGACACAAGCGCCCUAAACCCCAGGGUUCCUCAGACAGCUACGCUUCCCCACCUGGCCCUCCUCGCAGAGUCCCCAAUUCCUCCUGGCCCUCCUCAGAGUCCUCCCAGCCCCAGAUGGGGGCGCCCUACAGCCAAACAUCCCAACUCCAGGCGCCAUUUUUCCCCAUGAUGGCGACCCAGCCUGGCCCGGAGCAACCUCCCAGACCACAGCAGCUGCCUGGAGUGAGCCCUGUAGUGCUACAGCCUCCUGACCAAACCCAGUUCAGCUACAACUUCAUGCAGUCUCCUCAGACCCUGCCAGGCAUGCAACCAAUCCAGAUGGAGCCCAUUCAGAAUCUGCAGAAUAUACAGAACUUUCACAACCUGCAGCCCAUGGCUCAAGCUCAGACCAUCAACCCAUACAUGGCUCCGGUCAUGGCUGUCAUCCUGCCCAACUACCAAACUUUCACUCCAGGUUACCCUUCCAUUUACCCACCAUCCGCUCCUUCCAUGCUCCCCCAGGCACCCAUCACCAUGACAGGCUUUGCCCCUAGCAGUGCCGCCUUCCCUCAGCCCCUGUUCCAAGCCCAGCCUGGCCCCCAAACUCAGACCCCCCUGGGCCCUCUGCUCUGCUCACCCAGACCUAGCUCCUCUAUCGGGGAGGAGGAGGAAGAAGCCGGGCCUCGUGCUUUAUUCUCCAGCUCCCGAUCGAGUUCUCCGCUGCAGUUGAACUUGCUGCAGGAGGAGCUGCCGAAGCCGAGUGAAGGGCAGAGCAGCACCGGGCACAACCACGCUGAGAGCCUCCACGAAAAACAUGCCAACGAGGGUGAUAACCCCAGUGAUUCUGGGAACCAUGAUGCCCAGUCUACAUCAAGUGAGCUGCUUGACCUGCUGCUGCAGGAAGAUGCCAGGUCAGGGACCGGCUCCAACGCCUCAGGCUCUGGGUCAGGGGAGUCUGGAGGCUCCCUGGGAUCUGGGUCUGGAUCUGGCUCUAAUGGAACCUCCACCUCACACACUGGCAGCAGCAACAGCAGCAAAUACUUUGCCAGCAAUGAUUCAUCAGACACAUCACGCAAAGCCCGCAAGAGCCAGGAGGCACCGACAGAGCACCAACACAGCUUCGACACUCGGGUGGAGAGCUCACUGUGGAGCAUUAUCCAGCACACGCCUGAGCAUGUCAUGAUGACGUACCAGAUCCACACCAGGGACCAGAAUGAGGUGUUGGCAGAGGACAGGGAGAAGCUUCGGGUGCUUCAGCCCCUCCAGCCCUGGUUAAACCAGGAGCAGAGAGAGGAGCUGGCUGAGGUCCAUCCCUGGAUUCAACAGCACACUAUCCCACAGGAGAUCGACACACAGGGUUGUGUGAGCUGCAGCGCAGGUGCAGGGGUCGCCCACUCCCCUCACCCUCCUGCCCCCGACAGCUCAUCCCCUCUGGAGAGCCCUCAGCAGGACUCCAUCGGACCUGUGGUGGACACUUGAGAGACCUGGAAGCCAAAAGAACCAAGCACCCAGAUCACAGCGAACCAGCCCUGCCAGAAAAACAUUGACAAAUCCCACCAUGCAUUUCUUCUGACCAAUCCGGAGCAGUGGGUCCUUGUGCUUUAGUUUGAAGUGUAACAUGUUUUGUAAAGGUAUCAGUGGCUGGACCAGGCCCUGAGGAACACAGAGGCGAGAGCAACAGGCAUUUUUACUGUCAUUUUCUCUUAGUAAGCCUAAUGUGACUGCCUUUAUUGGACCAUAAAUAUUAUACCUCUCUACUUUUUGUGUUUAUAGACCCCUGUAGGGGUUUAGUUUGUAUUUAAGAUAUUUUUGGCACCAUGAGCCACUCGAUAUAGGAUCCCAUGGUUACUGCCCCUGAACAUUAGCACUGUGUACACACACCCAGUCUAUAGGAUGUGUGCAACUGGGUGACAAAACAAUGACCGUGCUGGCCCCGUUUGAGAAUCAGAACCCAUGUCAGACUCUUCUCCAGAGACAUGGAGUGCAGGUUGUACAGUGUGUGUACCACAUCAACUCCUUCAACUGCAUUGUGACCUACCAUGAUUGACACAUGGUAGAUUGUUUUGAUGGACACGGAGACAAAGACACAUUUGCUGCUCUCUGUUUAUAAUGUUCUGAUUAUAAUCUUGUAAGUUAAUUGGUGUUGGAGUGUAUUCUCUUAUUCCAUAUGUUGUUUUCCUCUCGACCAGAACAUCAGUCUUUAUGUUACGCUGACUCACAAACAACAGCAAAUAUAUUGAUCAUUUCAAAUUCAAUUUAGUGUUAAAACACAAGUCCAACCCAAUGUCCUAACCUUCCUGUAGCACCCCCCAGUAUCCUGCCUUGUCCUCACACUACAGUACCUGUAGCUUACCUCUAAUUGUAAACUGACACAACGUGGCCCCAAUUUUCUUUUAAUCCUGGGUUUACUUACUGAAUGAAUUUCCUCUUAGAAUCCGUGUUAGCUGUCUGUUUGACUGGCUAUGUGUGCGUGUCUGUGUGAAAGAGGAAUUGACUAAACUAUUGUAGUUCUGUGAACGUUGUCACAUUUUUUUCUCAUACUGGAUUCAGAUUACAGGUGAGCAGGUGUGUGUGUGUGUGUGUGUGUGCGUGCGCGCGCGUCCGUGCGUGUUUGUGAGCCUGCGUGUGCUGACCUUCGAUACAGUUGUCCGACAGUGCAAGACAGACCAGGGUUUUCUACCAUUUUUAGAUUCAAAGUAUAUACAGUACAAUGUAUUUUAUAGAAAAAGUACACAAAACAAACUUCACAAAGUGUAUAAAAAGCCAUUUGUCUUGAAUUCAGGGACUGUUUGUUUGUGACACAAAGGAAUGAAUAAAUGAACUAUGACCUAA
This is a messenger RNA of Morone saxatilis (striped sea-bass), 5469 nucleotides long. It is a transcript of the gene per3, whose product is annotated as period circadian clock 3. The transcript is spliced from 22 exons. Gene Ontology annotation, molecular function: transcription cis-regulatory region binding; transcription corepressor binding. Gene Ontology annotation, biological process: entrainment of circadian clock by photoperiod; circadian regulation of gene expression; negative regulation of transcription by RNA polymerase II. The coding region runs from base 277 to 4116 and encodes 1279 amino acids. Gene Ontology annotation, cellular component: cytoplasm; nucleus. The record is from RefSeq and is a predicted model, not a curated record. NCBI's taxonomy places the organism in Eukaryota, Metazoa, Chordata, Actinopteri, Moronidae.